CUUGUCAACCAAAAUCUUUAACGUCAAACAUGAAAAAUAUAUUUAAUUAAAAAUGCCCAAAAUUCAAAUAAUACAAAUCAGUGACUUUGAAAAAUGAAAAAGGUCGUAAAUGCGUAAUAUUAAUAACCAGUGAUCUGAUUAUGCGUAUAAAGUUUACCCGUUUAAUAGCAUUUAUUGUUGUGUUCGCUAAUGUUAUCGUGAUUUACUAUAGUUUGCGUUUAUUAAUUUCUUUCGGAGGCUUUAAAACAUACUACUCACCUCCGACUAUAAAAACUACAACAAAAUCACCUUCCAAGCAUGUUAGUAAAUUAGUGACAAUCAUCGUGAGAGAGUUUGAAUCUUUCGAAAACGAUGUUACCGCAACCGUUCAAUCCUUCUUAAACGUGUUUCCAAACAUCCAAGUGGUGAUAAUUUACGAUUCACUUCCAUAUCCGCCUCUUGAUAUUAAUUUAAGAAAUAACAGUUUAAAAAAUGUGAAAGGAUAUGCUCUCUUUUCAAGUCUCAAAGUUCCGUAUGCAGAAAAAUAUCCAGUCUUUCAAAUUAAGACAAAGUAUGUCCUUUUCGUCCCAGACUCGACCCGAAUUUCUUCCAGACUAAAUCUCCAAUUAAUGGUUGCUGAACUGGGCAAACAACCCAGUUCAAUUAUCGUUGCCCCAGCAUCGAGUAAAAAAGAGUUAGGAUGUCUUAGAGUGAAUGUUAACGUUCGGGAAUGGACGCUUAAGUAUAGUUUAACAAAAAGUAAUCUUUGUGAUGCCGUGACAGGCAAGCAUUUCAUUUUAAUGGAAACUGAUCUUUUGAGGCAAUUGCCAGAACCGUUUAUUUUACCAUUUCCUCAUUCCUUGUAUAUACAAACCGCUCCUUUACUGGUAGAGGUCAAGAUUGUGAAAGGUAUAUUUUUUCAAGAAGGUAAACCUGUUCUAAAGUCACAUCACGCUCAGUGGAAACAAAAACAAAUCUACACCGAGCGUCUGAAAAAUCUGUACAAAGUUUUCCAAAUCAAGCAAGUCGUCCGAGAAACCGGCGUUACAGAAUGGUAUGGUUGCACACGGGAGACCUCUCGUUGCUUUGGUACCAUUAUCGACCUCAUGCCAUCGUAUUUGUACGAGGGUAGAUGGACGCCCCCUUGCUGUCUUUCCAAUUUGAGGAAAACAGCAAAACACGUCUUUAACACUCUGGACGAAGCUGGGAUUAGAUACUGGUUGGAGGCUGGAAGCUUGUUGGGGGCUAUGAGAAGUGGGGAUAUUUUACCAUGGGACCACGACGUAGACGUUGGUUUUAAUCGGGAUGAUUUACUAAGAAGUCCUUGGUUAAAAAAAGCGAAAGACAAACCUGUUGUUGACUCCAAGGGCUUCCUGUGGGAGAAAGCUACAGGGGGGAAUUUCUACAGAGUUAAUUACAGUAAAACCAACAAAAUGUACGUCAAUUUGUUUCCGUUUUAUUCGAAAAAUGGAACAAUGGUGAAAGACUCGUGGUUUACGAGUCAUAAAAAUAUGGAGUUUCCCGAGAAUUUUCUUCAUCCUAUGUCAAGUAUCGAAUUUAUAGGGAGACAAGUACCGAGUCCGAAUAAUAUUAGAGAUUUUCUAGAAUUAAAAUUUGGUAAGGGUGCGAUUGAAAAUCCCGAGUAUCCUAAUCCCAGUAGACUUCCUUUUCCUUAAUUGUUUGUGAUAAAAUUGUGUCCAGUAGGCUACUCUAUAGUUCUACUUUUGUGAUCAUAUGCAGUAUUUUAGUCAGCUAUUGUUCCAAGAAAUUAUUUUAUUAUCACAUAGUUAAUAAGCACAUUUAAAUUAGAUUAUUUAAGAGCGGAUAAGAAAAAACAAAGUUCUUUUUUACAUGAUAUAAAAAUUUAUGUUAUUGCCGUUUCUUAAAGAUGUACGAAAGUAUUUUGUUCAAUCACUUUUACUAAACAAGAGGUUGUUAUUUAAUGACUAUUGUACCUAAUUAGUUGCUCAAUUCUUCAAAUGUGAACUCUAUAUUAUGUUACACGACUAUGUGCCAAAGCGUUUUGUUAAAAAAUAUUGUUUAAAUAUUUAUGUAGAAGUUUAUUCAAUGUUAAUAAAGUUUACCGAUAAAAUA
Molecule: messenger RNA, 2073 nt
Organism: Tribolium madens (black flour beetle)
Lineage: Eukaryota; Metazoa; Arthropoda; Insecta; Coleoptera; Tenebrionidae
Product: fukutin-related protein
Exons: 2
Coding region: 141-1655 (504 amino acids)
Biological process (GO): protein O-linked glycosylation via mannose
Cellular component (GO): Golgi apparatus
Source: RefSeq, a predicted model, not a curated record